This is a messenger RNA of Tigriopus californicus, 3739 nucleotides long. It is a transcript of the gene S1P, whose product is annotated as membrane-bound transcription factor site-1 protease-like. Gene Ontology annotation, molecular function: serine-type endopeptidase activity. Gene Ontology annotation, cellular component: Golgi apparatus. NCBI's taxonomy places the organism in Eukaryota, Metazoa, Arthropoda, Copepoda, Harpacticoida, Harpacticidae. Gene Ontology annotation, biological process: proteolysis. The record is from RefSeq and is a predicted model, not a curated record.
CCUAAUCCGCCCAAUUUGAGCGGCGGUCGCGACCACCCGGAUGAAGACCGCGAGAACGCGCCGCCCUCGGAUUUCCAUCCCAGCGCCUCGUCCGUGUCGUCGCUCGGCUCGCGCUCGGGCGCUCACGCCCACUUGGGUCUCCACGUUCCGGCCUCGGCCUCAGCGGCCGGGGGCUCGACCGGGCUCGGCCUGCCCGCUUUCCCCUCCAAUACCAAGCUCAAAGUCCGGAUUCGUGGCUGGAACGGCGUGUGCACGUGGAAGUGGGUGGCUAACGACGACACGUGCGGUAUUUGUCGCGUGGCCUUUGAAGGCUGUUGUCCGGAUUGCAAAAUCCCGGGCGACGAUUGCCCUUUGGUGUGGGGUCAAUGCACACAUUGCUUUCACAUCCAUUGUAUCAUGAAAUGGCUGCACAGUCAGCAAGCUCAACAACUCUGUCCCAUGUGUCGACAAGAGUGGAAGUUCAAGGAAUAGCCGCAGCCAUCAUGGCUGAGGCCACUUCCACGGUCGCGGCGGGCCUUACUAGGACUGGCUGGGUGACUAGUUGGGGGAUUGUGUUGUGUCUGAGCGGGUGGUGGGGGUGGGUCGGAGCAAAUCCAUCGUCCCUGGGCGCCGGAUCCAGCCCCUCUUGUCCAUCCAUCAAUGACUCCUUCAGUGCCGAGACGGUGCCCGAGUUCCGUACGGACAUAGUGCAUAAUGAAUUUAUUGUCAAGUUUUCCGGUUUCUAUGAAGAGACGGCCCGUAAAAACUAUAUAAAUGCGGCUUUGGCCGCCUUCGAUGGGCAUGGCUAUGAAAUUAUUGAGCGAACUAAUCCUAUGGCUCGAUAUCCCAGUGAUUUUGAUGUGCUCUCCGUGGCGGAUAAUAUCAUAUCCCAAGCCAUUGAGUCUUUGCAGUCGCAUCCGCUAAUCAAGAGCAUCACUCCUCAGCGCCGAGUAACGCGUACCUUGAAAGAAAUCCCCGUCGCCCCCGAGUCCAGUGAGUCCUCCCAUCCCUGUGAUAAUCCUCCAGACCCGUUGUGCACCCAGCAGACUCCUUGGACCAAAGGUCGUCGAAGUCUCAACUUUGGUUCGUCGUUCUGGAACUCUGUGGGUCGUCAUUCGAGUCGGCGAUUAUUGCGAGCGGUGCCCCGACAAAUUACGGCUGUGCUCCAGGCUGAUAUGAUGUGGGAGAUGGGGAUUACGGGUGCGGGUGUCAAAGUGGCCAUUUUCGAUACGGGCUUGUCCAAAACCCACGCUCAUUUCCGAAAAAUCCGCGAACGAACCAAUUGGACCAAUGAAAAGACCCUGGACGAUGGUUUGGGUCACGGCACUUUUGUCGCAGGAGUGAUCGCUUCUAGCUCAGAAUGUUUAGGAUUCGCUCCGGAUGCGGAGAUCCACGUUUUUAGAGUAUUCACCAACAACCAAGUGUCCUAUACGUCUUGGUUUCUCGAUGCAUUUAAUUACGCCAUCAUGAAGAAAAUACAUGUACUAAAUUUGAGUAUCGGUGGACCAGAUUUCAACGAUCUGCCGUUUGUCGACAAAGUAUGGGAACUUACCGCCAACCGUGUCAUCAUGGUUUCGGCCAUUGGCAAUGAUGGGCCUUUGUAUGGUACCUUGAACAACCCCGCCGACCAAAUGGACGUCAUUGGAGUGGGUGGGAUUAACUUUGACGAUCAAAUUGCCCGAUUCUCAUCCAGAGGCAUGACCACAUGGGAAUUGCCCACCGGCUACGGCCGAGUCAAGCCCGAUGUGGUCACUUACGGCAGUGCCGUCAGAGGGUCCAAUAAAGAUGGCGGAUGUCGGUCUUUGAGUGGGACGAGUGUGGCUAGUCCGGUGGUGGCCGGAGCCGUGUCUUUGCUCUAUUCGGGUGUCCUCCAUCGGGGUUCGGUCAUUAAUCCCGCCUCUAUGAAGCAAUGCUUGAUGAGCACUGCCCGAAGACUCCCGGGGGUUGGGAUUUUCGAGCAAGGAGCGGGCAAACUGGAUCUGAUUAAGGCUUAUCAGUGCCUCAAUUCCUACACACCGCAAGCCUCCCUUAGCCCGAACUACAUUGACAUGACAGAGUGCCAGUAUUUUUGGCCUUAUUGCACUCAGCCCCUUUAUUAUGGAGCCAUGCCCGUGAUUGUCAACACCACAAUAUUCAAUGGUAUGUCUGUGAGUGGGAAAAUCGUGGAACAGCCUGUUUGGCAUCCUUAUCAACCUCAAAAUGGAGAACUCUUGGAAGUCGCCUUCACUUAUUCGGAUGUGAUUUGGCCUUGGAGUGGAUAUUUAGCUGUUCACAUCACGGUCAAGAAGGACGGGGCGAAUUUUGAUGGUCUGGCCCAAGGUCAUGUCUCUCUUACCAUCGAAUCACCAAUGGAAGAAGGCGACCUGAUCCCUCGAGUCUCCAAUAUUCGAUUGCCAAUUCGAGCCAAAGUGAUACCAACCCCUCCCAGAGCCAAACGAGUCCUUUGGGACCAAUAUCACAACCUCCGUUAUCCCUCCGGUUACUUCCCCAGAGACAAUCUGAGAAUGAAGAACGACCCCUUGGAUUGGAAUGCGGAUCACAUUCACACCAACUUCAAGGAUAUGUACAUGCAGCUGAGGGCUUCUGGCUUCUUUGUCGAGGUCCUGGGUGUGCCCUUCACUUGCUUUGAUGCCUCCAAGUAUGGCACUCUGAUGAUUGUAGAUGCGGAAGAAGAGUACUUCCCCGAGGAAAUCAGCAAGCUCAAACGCGACGUUGACAAUGGGCUUUCGGUGAUCGUGUUUGCGGAUUGGUACAACGUCAGUGUUAUGAAAAAGGUCAAAUUCUAUGAUGAGAAUACUCGUCAAUGGUGGAUCCCUGAAACUGGGGGAGCAAAUGUUCCUGCUUUGAAUGAGCUUUUGUCCACUUGGGGUAUAGCGUUUGGUGAUACCGUUUUGGAGGGAGAUUUCACCAUUGGUGAUCACGACAUGUUCUACGCCAGUGGUACGGGCUUGGUCAGAUUUCCCAUGGAUGGGGUUGUCAUUACCCCUACCACUCUUAAGGACCAAGGUCAUGAAGUCUUGGGUACACCCACAUCUGUGGAAGAGAAUCCAAAGAUGCCCAUUUUGGGGUUAUACCAAAGUCAGGGCACCGAAAACGGCGGUCGCAUCGCAGUGUAUGGUGAUAGCAAUUGCAUCGAUAACGCCCAUUUGUCAAAGGACUGCUGGUGGUUAUUGGACGCCAUUUUGGAGUACACCAGCGCUGCUCACAUGCCGUCAGUAUUCUUGGACAAUGCGGGUGUUCCCGUGAAACCAGCAGAUGCCUUGCCUCAACGCAUGGACGGAAAUCUCCUCCAUCGAUACUCAAAAGUGCUCCAGAGCAAUAUUGGCGAUAAUCAGCACUCGGCCAAAAUUCUACCCACGUGCCCACACUUGAAAUGGGUUGCGGCUCACCCGCUCAAUCGUACGGCCCCUUCCAACUUAUACAAAGCUCAAAGGUUGCUGUCACUCAAUAUCGAGGCCCCCCUCCCUCCCUACCAUCGUCAAGAACUUCUCAAAAAAUCCGACGGAAUUGGUUUUGAAGUCGAUGAUUGGAUUGGGGCCCAGGACUCGCGGGUGUUCGGUAUUGAGGACCAUUUGAGUUGGACGAUGUUUUGGAUAUUCUGUUUGCUUUGCGGUGUCUGCUACGUCUCUUACAAGUAUUGUCGCACGCGGUUUAGAUUACGCCGGAGAAAACCACGCUUACCAAAGCUGAUGCCGGCCUUUCCGGGUCCCAGAAACAUUUGACCGUCAGAGUCCAUAAAUAAACUUAUCUUCUUUGAGAA